This is a messenger RNA of Aureococcus anophagefferens, 1825 nucleotides long. Its product is annotated as expressed protein. The transcript has 2 exons. The record is from RefSeq and is a predicted model, not a curated record. NCBI's taxonomy places the organism in Eukaryota, Pelagophyceae, Pelagomonadales, Pelagomonadaceae. The annotation marks the transcript as partial.
UCGGCGCGGCGUCGUCGGCCGGCCAGGCAUGCGCUGCCGCGCCAUGGUCCUGCUGCUCCUGCGACGCGCGCAUACGCUCCUCCUCCGACCGCGACCGCAGUGCCGCCUCGCGACGAGACGCUUCGCGGCGCUGCGGCCGCUGCCGCCGUCGCGCUGCGACGACGUGCUCGACUUCUGGUUCGCGGCGCAGACGAAACAGCACUGGUUCGCGUCGACGCCGAGCUUCGACCGCGAGGUCGCCGAGACCUUCGGCGGCGACCUCGCCGGCAUCGCCGACGCGGACGCGGCGGCCGUCGCCGCGUGGGCCGGCGGCGGCGACGGCGACGCGGUCCUCGCGCACGUGCUGCUCUGGGACCAGGUGGCGCGCCACGUCGCGCGCGUCGACGCCGACGUCGACCCGGCGGCCUACGGCCCGCUGGCGGUGGCCGCGAGCCGCGCGCUGCUAAACGCGGAUGUGGCGGACGCGUGGCCGGCGAGCCGCCAGUCGUUCGCGCUCAUGCCGCUGCGCCACACGUUCGACGCGCGCGUGCUCGCGGGCGAGGUCCUGCCGCGGCUGCGCGCCUGGGCGCCCGGCGACGACGCGGGCCUCUGGCGGCGCUUCGAGGCCGCGACGCUCAAGGCGCUGCUGUCCGCGGAGACGGCCGCGGGCGCGCCGCCCGCGCGACCGCCAGCGCCGCCGCGGUCCUGGGGCGCCUUCGCGGGCGUGCUCGAGACGUGCCCCCCGUGCCGCGGCGACGCGGCGCCGGAGGACCGCGCGGGCUUCACGCGGCUGGACGCGGUCAAGGGCGCCAAGGGCUUCCUGACCUCCGCGCUGCGACGCGACGACGCCCCCAAAAAGCUCGUCGUCUCCGUGUCCGGCGGCGUCGACAGCGUCGUGUUGCUCUACGUCGUCGCGCGCGUGCUGGCCGCGCCGGAGUUUUCGAGCGUGGAUCUCGUCGCGGUGCACGUCGACUACGGCAACCGCGAAACGAGCGGCCGCGAGGCGACGUUCGUCGAGGCCUACUGCGCGUGGCUCGGCGCGCCGCUCUGGACGCGGAGCGUCCGCGGCUGCCCCCGCGGCUCCGUGGACCGCGCCGCCUACGAGGAGCUCACGCGCGCCGCGCGCUUCGAGACCUACGCCGCCGCCGCGGGCGACGGCGGCGUCGUGCUCCUGGGCCACAACCGCGACGACACUUUGGAAAAUCUCUUCUCGAACGUCUGCAAGGGCCGGUCGUACGACGAGCUCCGGGGCAUGCGCCGCGAGGGCGCCGAGCGCGGCGUCGCCACGUGGCGGCCGCUCCUGGGCACGGACAAGGCGGCCAUCUACGCCGCGGCCGCGGCGCUGGACCUGCCGCACCUCAAGGACUCGACGGAUCCCGCGUGCGACCGCGGGAGGCUCCGCGACGACUGGCUCCCGGCGGUGCGCGAGAAGCAGCCGCUGCUGCUGCCCGGGCUGGAGCGCCUCGCGGACCACCUCGCGUUCCUGCGCGAGGCGCAGGCGCGCGAGACCGCGCGCUACUUCGCGGAGCGCGUCGCGUACGCGCGCGACGGCGACGGUUUCGUCGAGUCCGCGGCGCUGCCGCUCGAGGCGUGGAUGGCGGACGCGCCGCCGUCGUUCUGGGUCGACGCGUUCCACCGGCUCGCGGCGGCGGAGACUCCCGCGCGGCCGCGGCCGUCGAACAAGGCCCUCGCGAACUUUUGCGACUGGCUCCGGCGCGCGCUGCCGCGGAGGCGGCCGACGACGUGCGAGCUCGGCGCGGCCUUCCGCGCGGCGCUGGAGUUCCACGGCGACGAGGCCCCCGUCCUGACCGUGCGCUACCUAAGAGAGCCCUAAACCGACGACUCG